Molecule: messenger RNA, 1624 nt
Organism: Aphanomyces invadans
Lineage: Eukaryota; Oomycota; Saprolegniomycetes; Saprolegniales; Verrucalvaceae
Exons: 5
Coding region: 1-1545 (514 amino acids)
Cellular component (GO): microtubule
Molecular function (GO): microtubule binding
Source: RefSeq, a predicted model, not a curated record
AUGGAGGCUCGCAGGAAGCAACAUCAGCUGCGGCUCACCGAGAUCAACGACUGGGUCGGGAAACUCGAGGAGCGCGACACCGAGCAGCAUGCGUUUGUCCAGCUGAUACAAAUCAUGCCGAAACUCACGUCGGCCCAAGCGUACGAGAUGUACUCGCGGCUGGAGCGGAACAAAGAUCCACCUCGAGCAUCCACACGAGAAGAUAUUGUUCUGCUCAUGGCAGCUCUGUGCAAGGAACAUCCCGUCGCGUCUGCGCGCUUUCUCAAGAGGAUGGUGACGUACUUGAACUACCGUCUACGGGACAAGCGCCACAAAGUCACCGACGCUUGCACGAAAGCAACUGCUGCAAUCUCACUUUACGUGCUUCCGUCGCUUCCACAGAUCAUCAGCAUCGAUGUCCUCGUCCGCCCAUUUCUCAAGGAAACAAACAUCAUGAGCGACGGCGCAGCCAAGUGCAUUGGCGCCAUGCUCCAUCCUCCAACAACAACUUCGCUUCUGGACCACGCCACACGAAUAUACCCCUAUCUCAUUACGUUCGUGCCGCACCUUGUGUCUCGGUUUCAUAGCUCCGUGUAUGCCACAUACUCUCCGAUCUUUUACAUUCUGAUCGAGAUUCUUCGCCUCGCCAAGGACACGCACAAGGAUAUGCAAACUCUGUGCGCCGCGGCAUUCCUCGACAUGUUACUUGCCGUGGAAGGCGUAAUGCAGUUCGGCCAGCGCGAAGAUUGGGUGAAUCGCAAGCGCGCCAUCGACCUUCUCAUCGCAUGCGUCGAAUGCUUCCCCGAUGACCCCCAGAUAUCUCGGCAACUGACGGCACUGCAAGGACUUGCCGAGCGCGGACGCGGGGACUUUGCCUCUCCUGUCCGCGACAGCUCAGCCGCAUUCUUGGUCCUUCUCGAGCCCUAUGAAGAGUCCGCGCAUGUCGCUACCCCAGAUAUGUCUACGUCUGAAGCGUAUGCUGCUGCGCACCCGCGUCCAGCAGUCGUGUCACCUCCGAACGUAUCUGUAAGCCCGAAGCGGAAAAAGGUCGCCGUGGUGCAUGCAUCACUCAAACAGGCGCUUCGGGAUGACAGGGUGUCCGUGCGCAGUCCCAGACCCGUGUAUGCUGCGGUGCAGGAGACGAACCAAGAUGAACUGUUAAGCGUCACCAGCGCCGAUUUCGCUGAAAAUGUCAAAGUCGCCAUGGAAGAAGGCAACAUGGAGCUUGCAUUGCGGAUUGCUCUCCUCUCCGAGGACAAGACGUUGCUGCGCCGAUGGCUGUGUUUCUCGCAGCCAUCUGUGCAGUACUUCCGCAAGACGACGCUUAACGCUCUAUGCGCGACGUUCCUCGAUUUCCUCGAGAAUGCCGACGACGCAGCGCUGAUCUUCCCGUGGAUUUCGUGCUUGCUUCGUGACGAAUCCCAUCUGCAGCACGUGGACCCGCGCAUCUCAAGGCACAUGGAGGCUCUUUUGGCAGAGCUUUCGGUGAUGCCAACGAAGGAUGGCCUCAUUGCGGCGCGCCUGCACCACGAGCUGGCGUCAUGUCUCGAGGGGGAUGGCCGAUGACCCCUGCGGAACCGAGCAGUUUGGACGUGGUGACAAAUGAAUUUAGCCAAUAAAAAUAGGGUAUUGUAGAUUACAUCAA